Drosophila yakuba is the source of this 3857-nucleotide messenger RNA. RefSeq names its product Krueppel-like factor luna. Lineage: Eukaryota; Metazoa; Arthropoda; Insecta; Diptera; Drosophilidae. The transcript has 4 exons. The record is from RefSeq and is a predicted model, not a curated record. Gene Ontology annotation, molecular function: RNA polymerase II cis-regulatory region sequence-specific DNA binding; DNA-binding transcription factor activity, RNA polymerase II-specific. Bases 1453 to 2757 code for a protein of 434 amino acids. Gene Ontology annotation, biological process: regulation of transcription by RNA polymerase II.
AACGUGCUACGUGCGGGAAACGCUUUUCUGUUCUCCUCGCUUUUUUGAGCUCACAUUCAAAGCAAACUCAAAAGCAAACUCAGUUGAAUAGAAACAAUAAUAAUACAGAAUAUAGAGUAUAGAGUAUAUACGAUUAUGAUAUGUUUAUAAAAUAUUAGUUGACAUAUGAUUGGCAGGCCGUUCCAUUCCGUUUCGUUCCGCUGCGCUUUCCUAACCGGCGUUUCUGCGCAUGCGUGCGUGCUUGCACUGCGUGCUGCAACUUAGUGUUUGUGUUGGUGCGACGCUUUAAAUGGCGUUUUAAGUGAAAUUAAAAUGACGGAUGUGCUGUAAUUUGCACACUCACGCUCGCUCGAUAAAUACAAAAAUAAAAAAAAAGCAUCAGCGACAACAACAGCAGCAGCAGCAACAACAACAUCGACUAAAACCAAGAAUCCAGCGGAAUAAAUAAUAGCAACACACACACACACGCUCUUUGGUGGGGCGUUGUGUCCGUAGCAUGUGCCUCAGUUGAUCGAAUUAAGUGCGAGUUUUAUAGCGCCCGCGGGACCGGGAACUGCAAUUGACUGCCCAACCGGAAAUGCAAGCCCCCAACAACAAGUGUAACACCCCCGCCCAGGAAGCGUCGGCAAUAAGUGCUAAUAAGUGAGCCGCAGACUAUAUACGAGCUAUAGCUAUAGCCAUACGAGCUAAAACCGGAUGCAGGGCCACUAGUAAUUGCCAAUUUUAGUUAUCACCCUGCCUCGUUCAAUUGGAAAAAUCUGUUGGUUUUCGCUGCUCAUGCUCAGUUUAGUUCAUUUCAUUAUCUUUGUUUUUUUUUAAGUCAUGCUUAGGCGGUUCAUCAUCACAUAUAUUUGCCUAAGUAGCUAAGCAGCAACUAAGUAACUUCGUCACGCACUGCGCGCGCUGCAUUCGUUACCACACAAAAUGCGGCUUUUGCUUCUGCUACGGUGGCCCCCCACCCCGCAAAGGGUUGUCCCCCGCCACCGAAACGCAUAAACAAGCUGAAAAAAAAUAUAAAAAUAAAUAAUACAAAGAAGCGCGGAAGGUUAACAGCAAAAAAAAGGGUAGAAAACAAAAACUCAAGGUGCGUUGCACUCGUUUUGUCAUUGAUUCCGCGGAUGCGAAAUAGCAUGCGGCAGUUGCAGGCAGCAAAGAGCACGGGCAACAGCUGCUGCGACAAAAGCCAGGCCAAAAGCAAAAGCCAAAACCAAAACCAAAACAGCGAUUAUUUCAGGCAUCCGCCUCCACCUUCCCACCACCACCACCCCCUCCCUCUGCCAAGUCCGGUAACAGAAAACAGAAUACAGAAACCCUUGCUGCUGCCUGUCUUUUGUAACGUGGCCAGAACGUUGCCGGGCAAUUAUUAUUUUGUAAGACGUUUUACAAUUUAAUGGUUUUCAUGGUAAGUACACCGAUGCGAAGGCAAACGCGAACGCCAACGCCAUAUGCCAUAUGCCAUGUGCUCCCCUUUCUCGGCCACCUCUGCGACCCUGUCAGCCGAAAGUUUGUUUUGGUGACUCGCGGGUUAAGGGGUCACGAGGGGGACGGGGUCAGGAGGGGCGCCGAGGGGCAUACCUGGCCAACACCAACCUGUUGCACUUCGACGCGAAGAGGGGCAUUGUACCACUCUUAAUUCCCUGUUUCUGCUUCUCUUUGCAGAAUGGACUUGGAUCCGACCCUCUGUCAGCAAAGGAGGCAGAGGGCCCUCCGGUUCAGGUUGAACCAGUUGAUCUGAGCUUACGAUCGCCGCGCGCGAGUACUUCGCAUGGAAACAGCAGCAGCAGCUACAAAUUCUCGUCGGCCAACAAGACAGUUGGCUAUAGCAAUGGCAAGCCGGGUGGAUCCUCCGGCUCGUCCUCGUCCUCGGGCUUUGGAGCGGGCUCAGCUGGAUCCACGUCGUUGGGGGCCUUUGCUGCCCAGCAGCAGCAACAGCUGUAUGCCUCCUCCGGUGUGUCCAAGUUGCCAUUCUCGCCGUUCUUCGCGGCCUCGCCAUUCUUUUUCACCUAUCGACGGAUCAGCGGAAGCGGAAGUGGAAACGGCAGCGGCAGCGGAAGUGUCAGCGUCAAGCAGGAGGACAACAACAACAGCUGCAGCUACAACAACGGCAGCAGCAGCGGCGGCGGCGGCGGCACAGGAUCGACGACGAACAGCAGGACUAUGCAGGACUACGAGAGCAAGUUCUCGCUGCUGAGCCUGUUCAAGAAUCCCUACAAGUUUGCCGGAGGCGAUGGCCAUGCCUCGCGCAAGACCUCGCCCACCGGCGGCUCCAGCAAGUCCCUGGCCUCCAACUCCUCGCCCAGCUGGAAGAGCUACGCCGGCUCAGCCUCGCCGCACGCCGCCCUUAACCCCGCCUUCGGGGGCAUGGCACGGGGGGCAACGCGCAAGGAUAGCAGCAGCUUCAGUGGGAUUAACUUUGGCGGGAGCAGCUCAGCCUUCGGAUUCACCACCUCCUCCGAUUCGAUGGCCAACGGCGGCUACAAUGAUCUCUCCAAGAACCGCAAGGUGCACAAGUGCGACACCGAAGGAUGCGACAAGGUGUACACCAAGAGUUCGCACCUCAAGGCGCACAAAAGGACGCACACAGGUGAGAAGCCGUACGUGUGCACGUGGGAGGGCUGCAUCUGGCGUUUCGCCCGCUCGGAUGAGCUGACCCGCCACUACCGGAAGCACACGGGCGUGAAGCCCUUCCGCUGCCAGCUGUGCACCCGGAGCUUCAGCCGCUCGGACCACCUGUCGCUGCACAUGCGCCGCCACUGAGGAUUUGGAACUGCCGAUCUGGCCAUACAUACUCGUACUUGUACUCGUAAUCGUACUCGAAAUCGCACUCGUGUUCGAACUACUCACAUCCGUGAAUACUCAUCUGAGAUGCUGUCGUGGAGCAGCUCUUGAUUAUUUAUACGCACUCGAAUCACAUCCAUAGAUCAUUCACUGAGACCAGAUAUUCCAUGUCGCCUAAGUAGCUCAAUUUAGAACUUAAGAGGGCUCAAAGCCCAACUUAGUUAGUAGCUAGACUAUAGUUUUGUGGCGGAAAGAUUUGUAAAAUUUUUCACAUUUUAAGCCCAGAGACAAUUGCCUUCAGAAGCCAAGUUAACAAAGUGGAUUUUUACCUACUAUACAUAGACAUACAUAUGUAUCUGCAUAGUUAAAUAUAUAUACAUACUACGGAUAGUUUUUGGAUUGGUGCUAGCAACUUGCGUGUACAUAGUUCUAGAUAAACGUAUACAGCCCCUAGAUUGGUAAGAUGAAAUUUAACUAAUUUUAGAUCAAAUUUUAAUUGGUUUUUAAGUAGAAAAUUGUAUACAGAAAAACAAACAAAAGAGGCAAAACAACCCGAAAAGCAAAGCAAUAUUUAUAUAUAUAUAGAGAUACUCUCAUCUGCAGGGUAUUUUCAUCAUUUUGUACUAUACGCAUAUGGAGUGAUAGUUGAUGAGGAUUCUUACUUAAAGGGGCUCGAUAAGGGAAGUGUUUGAUAACGUCUUCUAAACAAAAACAUUGAUAGUUUGAAACCUAAAGAUACGAUAACAUCGAUUUCUUAUUAAAAAAAAAAGCUGUAUUCAGAACCUUAGGUGCCUUAAAUUCUAUAACAUACUUGCUAAAAUUAAGUUAUUAAUUUUAAUUUCAUCUUUUGUUAAUCCUAUAAGCAUAGUUUUUCACCCAACAUAUACGCUUUAAGCUGCCUUAUAGCCACGCAACGCACUGUAUUCCCUGGCGAACCCCAAUAGCAAUUUGCCUCAUACCAACUGUCAUCAUAGAUUUUAGCACACUCAUAGACCAACAACAUACACACAAAAGCAAAACAAAUUGUAUUAUUUUUUGAGAAAUAAAAGAAAAGCGAAUACUUUUUUGUACCAAACGAA